This is a messenger RNA of Coniosporium apollinis CBS 100218, 1248 nucleotides long. RefSeq lists its product as uncharacterized. The record is from RefSeq and is a predicted model, not a curated record. The transcript is spliced from 3 exons. Bases 1 to 1248 code for a protein of 415 amino acids. NCBI's taxonomy places the organism in Eukaryota, Fungi, Ascomycota, Dothideomycetes.
AUGUGCCAUCUUCGAGCAGCAUCACCAACACCCUCGUUCGAAGAGCAUGCCGACAUUCAAGCAGGUCGCGAGACCGCUUCAGACAUGUUCUACCUGUCUGCAACCCCCCAAGAGGCACAGGUCCAGCAAAGCGCAUCUCCAGCCCCCUCAUCCCCUCCUCCUCAUAUCAGCAUCCGCGCCCUCCGCAGCGAAGAAAAGCGCCUCGGUAAAAAGGGCGUCCCCAUCGUGGGUUCUCGCCGCCGACGCGCCGCCCUCAAGACCUCCAGCCAAAUCCCCUUCGAGCAGCUCCCCUACCAAUGCUUCCAGGAGGCGCGGAAGAUAUUACAGGCGGACAGGGAAGAGAAGAUCCACCAGAUUGAAGUACAGCGGGCUCGGAUAGCCAGGCUAGAGGCUCAAGAUGCUGCUGUCAGUGGCGGCGAGCUGUACAAGAAGAACCGGUUGGAUAGCAUGAGGAGGCAUCUGGAGGAGUUGAAGAUCCUGGCGGAUAUCAAUGAUCCGUUAAUCAAGAAGAGGUUUGAAGAUGGAUUGGGCAACAUGAACCGACCCAUCUACCGCUACCUCGCAGACCGCAAGUGGCGCCAGUACAAGCGCCUAAUUCUAGAUCAGCGCAUCACCCAGCACAACAUCGUCCCGGACGUUCUGCCGAACAUGGACCCAGUAGCCGAUGUGGACGUCGCCUUCAGUCAGCGCAUCGUACAGCCCGGCGACGUCGUGGAAUCGCGCCGGACUGAGAAACCGCCCACACUGCGUGUACAAGUGUUCGACAAGGGCGAGCGGCUUGUCACCGUUGCAGUCAUAGAUUCUGACGUGCCAAAUGUGGAGAAGGAUGCGUUUGAUUUCAGGUGUCAUUUCUUGGCUUGCAACGUUCCGCUCUCGCCUGUCACACCGUCAAUGCCGUUAGGCACCAUGCCGAAGGAGAACGUGGUGCUGCCGUGGCAGCCGCCGUUCGCGCAGAAGGGGGCGCCGUGGCAGCGCAUGUCGGUUUUCAUCUUGCAGCAGCGGGAAGGCAAGAUUGUCGACGUUGCUGCAGUGAAGGAAAAUACCGAGAGGCACGGAUUCGUCUUACGCAGCUUCGUUGAUAGGCAUCUUCUGAAGCCCGUCGGCGUUGGGUUGUUCAGGAGCAAGUGGGAUGAGUGGACGGAGGGCGUGAUGAAGCGGGCGGACAUCGAAGGCGCGGAUAUCGAGUUCAAGAGGAAGAAGAUUGAGCCGCUGCCUUACAAGAAGAAGGACGGAGCUAGGUACCGGUAA